Messenger RNA from Homo sapiens (human), 972 nucleotides. RefSeq names its product olfactory receptor family 1 subfamily E member 2 (gene OR1E2). NCBI's taxonomy places the organism in Eukaryota, Metazoa, Chordata, Mammalia, Primates, Hominidae. Gene Ontology annotation, cellular component: plasma membrane; membrane. Gene Ontology annotation, molecular function: olfactory receptor activity; G protein-coupled receptor activity. The transcript has a single exon. The record is from RefSeq and is marked validated. Gene Ontology annotation, biological process: detection of chemical stimulus involved in sensory perception of smell; G protein-coupled receptor signaling pathway. The coding region runs from base 1 to 972 and encodes 323 amino acids.
AUGAUGGGACAAAAUCAAACCAGCAUCUCAGACUUCCUGCUCCUGGGCCUGCCCAUCCAACCAGAGCAGCAAAACCUGUGCUAUGCCCUGUUCUUGGCCAUGUAUCUUACCACCCUCCUGGGGAACCUCCUCAUCAUUGUCCUCAUUCGACUGGACUCCCAUCUCCACACGCCUGUGUAUUUGUUUCUCAGCAACUUGUCCUUCUCUGACCUCUGCUUUUCCUCAGUCACAAUGCCCAAAUUGCUGCAGAACAUGCAGAACCAAGACCCAUCCAUCCCCUAUGCAGACUGCCUGACCCAAAUGUACUUCUUCUUGUAUUUUUCGGAUCUAGAGAGCUUCCUCCUUGUGGCCAUGGCCUAUGACCGCUAUGUGGCCAUCUGCUUCCCCAUGCACUACACCGCCAUCUGCUUCCUCCUGCACUACACCGCCAUCAUGAGCCCCAUGCUCUGUCUCUCCGUGGUGGCGCUGUCCUGGGUGCUGACCACCUUCCAUGCCAUGUUACACACUUUACUCAUGGCCAGGUUGUGUUUUUGUGCAGACAAUGUGAUCCCCCACUUUUUCUGUGAUAUGUCUGCUCUGCUGAAGCUGGCCUGCUCUGACACUCGAGUUAAUGAAUGGGUGAUAUUUAUCAUGGGAGGGCUCAUUCUUGUCAUCCCAUUCCUACUCAUCCUUGGGUCCUAUGCAAGAAUUGUCUCCUCCAUCCUCAAGGUCCCUUCUUCUAAGGGUAUCUGCAAGGCCUUCUCUACUUGUGGCUCCCACCUCUCUGUGGUGUCACUGUUCUAUGGGACCGUUAUUGGUCUCUACUUAUGCCCAUCAGCUAAUAGUUCUACUCUAAAGGACACUGUCAUGGCUAUGAUGUACACUGUGGUGACCCCUAUGCUGACCCCCUUCAUCUACAGCCUGAGGAACAGAGACAUGAAGGGAGCCCUGGAAAGGGUCAUUUGUAAAAGGAAAAAUCCCUUCCUUCUAUGA